AUAACCCACGUAGUUUAAAUAUCACAUCGCAUUUUGCGUUAGUAACUCAUUGCGUGGUUAGAAAGGUUACCAUUAACAUACUUUUAUUCCUUUUUUACAAUUAAAUUAUCUCAAAAUGGUUAGCUCUACGUCUGUAUGGAUAUUGGCCUUGCUAAGCUUCAAUGUUGCGGCGGCGGCGGCGCGCUUCCUGCCGCGCGACGUGGAGCGCCUGGACGACGACGACCGCGAGCUGCUGCGCGCCGCCUACGACUCGCCCAGCUACGACCACGACAACUAUGAGGAAGACGACGACAUGAAGCUCGGCAAGCUCGACCUCGUCAAGGACGGCCUGUGGGUCAUCAAGGCCAAGAUCAAGGAGCUCAAGGCCUUCGACAAGGCGCUGGUCGCCAACCUACUGUCCACCAAGCUGCGGCUCAAGGACCUCAUGGAGAACCACCUCGACGUCAUCAAGAAGCACCACCACGAGAAGCCCAGCCACCACGCCUACCAGGGUCCAUCAUACCAGUACUCAGCGCCGGAGUACCACGCGCCGCAGCAACAGCAGUACGCGGCCCCACAGCAGUACUCGGCGCCUCAAUACCAGCCUGCACAGCAGUACCCGGCCCCGCAGCCCGCGCCCACCUACCAACACGACCCUUACUAUGGCCACUGAAGGUUCAGAGGUAGCCCAACUAAAUAUUUUUAUAAGAUAUUCUAUUGAUUUAAAUAAUUUAUGUAAAAUGUAAAUAGGUAUAAUAUAAUAAUGUUCUUUUAUUGUUACUCUUAAUCUUUACAAACUUAAAGAAAAGAGCUGGAACUGUAAAUAAAUUGCAUCUACCAUUA
Molecule: messenger RNA, 822 nt
Organism: Plutella xylostella (diamondback moth)
Lineage: Eukaryota; Metazoa; Arthropoda; Insecta; Lepidoptera; Plutellidae
Source: RefSeq, a predicted model, not a curated record